AUGGGCGUCACCAACAAGAAAACUUUGACCAAGACACGAAGGAAGACAAGGGAUGUCGACCAGAUCAAGGCCGAUCUGCGCUCGCCGCGCCAUCUCCAACGUUUCACGGGAUCAAAAGCAAAGGAGGAUCUUCCAGGACUGGGUCAGCAUUAUUGCAUCGAAUGCGCCAAGUGGUUCGAGACCGAAGUCAGCCUCGUAGGCCACCGUAAGGGAAAGCCUCACAAGCGCAGGGUCAAGCAGUUGAAAGAGGAACCGUAUACCCAGAAAGAGGCAGAGGCCGUCGUCGGCAUUCGAACAGACGACAAAGGUCCCAACAAGGGAGGACCCGAGAAGGCCCUCGACCAGGAGAUUGAGAUGGAGACCUGA
Molecule: messenger RNA, 366 nt
Organism: Colletotrichum abscissum
Lineage: Eukaryota; Fungi; Ascomycota; Sordariomycetes; Glomerellales; Glomerellaceae
Product: zinc finger protein
Exons: 3
Coding region: 1-366 (121 amino acids)
Molecular function (GO): zinc ion binding; nucleic acid binding
Source: RefSeq, a predicted model, not a curated record